AUGUUAUGUAAUAGUGAAGCAGAUCGUACUACACUGCCAAAAUUACCAUUCGAUAUAAAUCGAUGUAUAACAAUUCUGAAGAAAUUCGAUAAAAAAAAGACGGCUGUUUUUUUAAUUCAUGCUAGUUUAUCGAUCAACCGGUAUGUAGAAUCAGGAAUCACCAAUCAUGUUCAUUGCAUACUUCAGAUAAAGUUUGUAAAUGAUCUUUCAUGGAAAAAGAAUGAAGCACGGAAUUUUAACUGUGAAUGA
Brugia pahangi is the source of this 249-nucleotide messenger RNA. NCBI's taxonomy places the organism in Eukaryota, Metazoa, Nematoda, Chromadorea, Rhabditida, Onchocercidae. The record is from the annotation of a GenBank genome assembly.